Molecule: messenger RNA, 2927 nt
Organism: Anopheles nili
Lineage: Eukaryota; Metazoa; Arthropoda; Insecta; Diptera; Culicidae
Gene: eIF3b
Product: eukaryotic translation initiation factor 3 subunit B
Exons: 4
Coding region: 74-2125 (683 amino acids)
Biological process (GO): translational initiation
Cellular component (GO): eukaryotic translation initiation factor 3 complex
Molecular function (GO): translation initiation factor activity; translation initiation factor binding; RNA binding
Source: RefSeq, a predicted model, not a curated record
UCAAACGUCGCGAAUUUUUCCCUGCCGUGCGCUCCGGAUUUUCGCUUGAAUCGACGAAUUUUGGCAGCCCAGGAUGGCUAAAAAGAAAGGAGAGGAACAGGACUUCGAAGAGGAACCCAACUUCGAUGAUCCGGAGGGAUUUGUGGACGAUGUUUCGGACGAAGAGCUGCUCGGGGAUUUUCUGAAGCAAAAACCGUGUGAAUCCGAUGGCGUGGAAAACGUGAUAGUAGUCGAUAAUAUGCCCGUAGUCGGAGCGUCCCGCUUCCUGAAGCUAAAGGGCAUUAUUGAGAAGAUCUUCAAGCACGCCGGCACAAUCGUCAAUGUGCACUACCCGAAGGAUGAGGAAGACAAUACCAAGGGUUACGCGUUCAUCGAGUACAAGAACCUCGAAAGUGCCGAAGAGGCGGUGAAAUCGUUGAACAAUCACCGUCUGGAUAAGCAUUUUACGCUGUUGGUGAAUCGGUUUUCGGACUUCCAGAAGUAUUCCGACAUCCCUAAAGAGUGGUCUCCACCCCAGCCGCAACCGUACAAGGUGCAGAACGAUUUGUACAACUUCCUGUCGGAACCGGACGCGCAGGAUCAAUUCUGCGUUGUUUCGGAAACGGUGCCUGGCUCGGUGCAGGUUCAAUUCUGCCAGAACACCCAACCCGAACCGACGGAAUUGCUGAAGCGAGAGCGUUUCACUGAUACGUACGUGAAGUGGUCCCCGAAAGGAACGUACAUCGUGACGUUCCACAAGCAGGGUGUCAUCAUCUGGGGUGGAUCGAACUUCGUGAAAGUGAACAAAUUCCCGCACGGUAACGCUCAAUUUGUCGAUAUCUCGCCGUGUGAGCAGUAUUUAGUGACAUAUGGACCGAACGGGCAAAAAAUCGUCAUCUGGGACAUUCGAACUGGAGCCGAGAAGCGAGCCUUCGUUUCUGAUGGCAUGUCGAACGCAUCGAUGCUGCGCUGGUCGCAUGACGAUCGGUACGUGGCCAGAUUGAUCGACAGUCAGAUUCAGAUCUACGACACGACCACCUUCUUCCUGCUGGACAUGAAGUCCAUCAAGGUGGAAGGUAUCCGCAACUUCAGCUGGUCACCGACGGAUAAUAUCAUAGCCUAUUGGGUGGCAGAGGAGGUGGACGUUCCUGCCAAGGUGACACUGCUAGCCAUCCCGAAAAAGACGGAACUUCGCACAAAGAAUUUGUUCAACGUAGCGGAUUGCAAGAUUCAUUGGCAAAAGUCCGGCGAUUAUCUGUGUGUGAAGGUCGAUCGGUUCUCGAAAUCGAAAAAAGAAAAGAAGGACAAAAAGGAUUCGGAUGUGAAAUUCCUGGGUAUGUUUUACAACUUUGAAAUCUUCCACAUGCGCGAAAAGGACAUUCCAGUGGAUUCGGUCGAAGUGAAGGAAACGAUUCUUGCCUUUGCCUGGGAACCGGUAGGAUCUAAGUUCUCCAUCAUCCAUGGUGAACCAGCAUCCGCUAACGUGAGCUUCUACGAAACUAACAAAGGUCAAGAGCCGGUAUUAGUGAAAAAGAUGGAGAAGAAGGUUUGUAGCCAUUUGUUCUGGUCUCCACGAGGCCAGUUCAUUGUGCUUGCAAAUCUGCAGAUGGGUGCAUUCGAGUUCGUUGACACGAACGAUUUCUCCAUCAUGAAGACGGGCGAUCAUUACCGGGCAUCGGAGGUCGAAUGGGAUCCGACUGGCCGAUACGUUGUGACAGGAACAUCUGGAAAGGCGAAAGAAGACCAGGGUUACUACAUGUGGUCGUUCCAAGGACGUAUAUUGAAACGCGUGAACUUAAAGAACUUUAUGCUUUUCCUGUGGCGACCGCGACCACCGACGCUGCUAACGGAAGCCAAGCAGAAGGAGAUUCGCAAAAAUCUGAAGAAGUACUACUCACAGUUCGAGAGCAAGGAUCGUUUGCGAAUGACCCGCGCCUCGAAGGAAUUGAUCGAGAAGCGCGCGAAGUUACGGGAGCAGUUUACCGAGUACCGCUCGAAGCGUGUCAAGGAGUGGGAGGAUCAGAAGUAUCGUCGUAUGCAGUUGAGAAACAAUAUCGACACAGACACACUGGAGGCUGAUCCAGAUAAUGUUGAAGAGGAGAUUGUUGAAAUACUUAUUCGUGAAGAUACAACCGUUAUCGAGUAAUCCGUAGAAGGCACUCUCGGCUUCAUUAGCCGUCAGGAUUCAGUCCUCACGCUGGUGUGACCGCUUUCAAAACAGGAAGCGCUGUCACUCGUUCGAGGAUUUUUUACUGCGGUGGGAAGUGCGCAGCAAGCGACGCAAGAAAGCCUACGAUAUCUAACUCUGGUUUCACAUACACACCAACACUCCAAACAACAUCUCUUAACUAUUUGAUUUUUGAAAAUCCAACUAACAUCUUCUGGGUUGAAUAACUAAAAGGAUUGAAGGAUAGAAGAAAAACAUCAUUGUGCUUCCUUCUGGCAGUUAUACACUCGAAAUUCAACGAAAGCCGUUUCGUACUAGUGUGUAUGUGUGUGAUUGGUGCUCCUGAAAGUGCAUCGUUUGGAUUUUAUUUUUGUUCAAUGGUGUUUGAAGAUCCUUCAUUCAUAGCAAGCAAAUAAAAGAAGAUCACUUUAAGCAACUGCGCAUUCGGGAGGUAAAGAUCAGAUACCAGACUGACAUAUAUAGAUAAUCGUGAUCAGUUUUGUGUGCAUUUGUGCAACACAUUUGUGAAACCGACUGUUAAAGGUUUUGGAAAGCUGUGGUGUGAUACUCGGCAGCAUUCGGCACACCUGAAGAUCCCUGUUCGUUGUUAUUCAACAUCGUCAUCUUUCAGGACAGCAGCUCCUCGGUUUGAUUCAACGUAGCUUAAAUAACCACUUUCAAGUAUAUAGUAUCAUCAAUUGAAUCGGAAUCUAAACUAUUCAGUAUGAUUAAUAAUAAUAAAUAUAGUAUGCUAUUGUAUGAUUCAUCAUUGGACAAACAA